This is a messenger RNA of Beta vulgaris subsp. vulgaris (sugar beet), 1702 nucleotides long. Its product is annotated as fasciclin-like arabinogalactan protein 1. The record is from RefSeq and is a predicted model, not a curated record. The transcript has a single exon. Bases 150 to 1394 code for a protein of 414 amino acids. Lineage: Eukaryota; Viridiplantae; Streptophyta; Magnoliopsida; Caryophyllales; Amaranthaceae. Gene Ontology annotation, cellular component: plasma membrane.
UCACUCACUCACUCACUCACUCACUCUACCUCUCAACUCCACUACUUUACUCCCCCCUAAACACACUUCAAUUUCCCAAUCUCAUUCAUUUCUUCUCAUUUCUCACCACUUCCACACACACACACACACCAAAAGCAAAAAAAAACACAAUGCAACAACCUCUUGUUUUAGGAGCAUUGCUCCUACUCCUCCUUACAACCACAUCCCAUGCACAUAACAUCACCAAAAUCCUAGCCAAAUCCCCUGAAUUCUCCACCUUCAACCACUACCUCACCACCACCCACCUCGCCGCGGAGAUUAACACUCGAUUAACCAUCACCGUCCUAGCUGUCGACAAUGCCGCUAUGAACGCUCUAAUUGCCAAACACCUCCCUAUUUCCUCCCUCAAAAAUGUCCUUUCCCUCCAUGUACUCUUAGAUUACUUUGGCGCCAAGAAACUACAUCAAAUAACCGAUGGUACCGCCCUUGCCGCCACAAUGUACCAAGCCACCGGUUCCGCACCCGGCACCUCCGGUUUCGUCAAUAUCACCGAUCUCAAAGGCGGUAAAGUCGGCUUCGCCGCCACUAAAGACGCCGACUCCGACGACGGAACCCUAACCCUAGAUUCAACUUUUGUCAAAUCAAUCAAAGAAAUUCCUUAUAAUAUCUCUGUUAUUCAAAUCAGUCAUGUAUUAUCUAAUCCCGACGCUUUAGCUCCGGCGCCGGCGCCGGAGCUACAGAACAUCACCGACGUGAUGUCGGCGCACGGAUGUAAAUCAUUCGCCGAUACUUUGACGGAUUUUCCCGACGCUUUGGAAGUUUAUACUAACAAUGUCGAAGGUGGAUUGACGGUUUUUUGUCCAAUUGACGACGUUUUUAAGAGUUUUUUGCCGAAAUUUAAAAACCUAACGAAAGAUGAGAAGAGUUCGUUGUUGCUUUUCCAUGGAGUUCCGAUUUAUUACUCGAUGCAAAUGUUGAAGUCUAGCAAUGGAUUGAUGAACACUUUAGCGACUGACGGUAAAAGAAAGUUCGAUUUUACUGUGCAGAAUGAAGGAAGAACUGUUACUUUGAAGACGAAGAUUGUUACCGCGAAAGUUACUGGAACUUUGCUUGAUGAACAGCCUGUUGCGAUUUACACCAUUGAUAAGGUUUUGAAGCCGAAGGAGAUUUUCAAGAAGGCUGAGAUUUCGCCGGCUCCGGCGCCGGCGCCGGAAGCUGAGGCGCCGAAGUCGUCGAAGAAGAAGCAUCAUAAGUCACCGCCGGCGCCACCGUCGGCUGAUGCGCCGGCUGAUGAGCCGAGUGCGGAUGAGCCGAGUGCAGAUGAUUCGGCGGAUGAUUCGAGUAAUGGAGGAGAGAGAAACUUAGGGUUUCUUUGGAUGGUGAUAGUGUCGGUGGGAUUUUGUGUCAUGAUGUGAAACGACAUAGUUUCGAUGAGGUAAAAAAAGUAGGGGAAAUAAUUAAUUUGGGUUUAUUAUAAAUUGAAAAAAAGUAAAAAAGAAAAAAGAAGAAGAUUGUAAUGUUGGUUUUUAUUUAUGAUGGUGUUUUCCCAAAUUGUUAUUGUUGUGUAAUUUUUAUUUUUUUUGGUUUGUUGUUUUUUUUGUGUGUGUUUUUUUUUGUAGGAUUUUAUUUUUUAAAUGAUUAAUUGGUUGUAAUUUUCGUUUCGGGUUGAGAAAUUGUAGACACACAAAAUUGAAGAUAAUUUAUGGUGAUUUAUUUAUGUGUA